AACCUCACACUACUUGGUUCCCCAAAACACCAAAUUCCAAUUCAACACCACCGUACAACACCCACUUUUUCUUCUUCUGCAACUCCAUCACCGAGCAAUGGGCUUCUUCUCCUUCCUGGGUCGUGUCCUCUUCGCUUCCCUCUUCAUCCUCUCCGCAUGGCAGAUGUUUCAUGAAUUCGAUGCCACUGGUGGACCCCCUGCGAAGGAGUUGAUUCCCAAGCUCAAUGCUCUUAGGAAGAAUUUAUCCUCUAAUUUGGGGUUGGUGAUACCAGAUAUUAAUAUUCGGCAAGUUGUAGCUACUAUCAUAUUUCUAAAGGGGGUUGGUGGGAUUCUAUUUGUGGUCGGUAGCACACUUGGAUCUUAUCUUCUGCUUGUGUAUUUGUUGCUUGCCACCCCGGUUCUGUAUGAUUUCUACAACUAUAGACCUAAUAAGCCUGAAUACAGUUCGCUGCUGAAUGAUUUCAUUCAGAGCACAGCACUUUUUGGUGCAUUGCUAUUCUUCAUAGGGAUGAAGAACUCAAUUCCCAGAAAACAAUUCAGGAAGAAGACCACAAAAACAAAAACGACUUAGAAAUUACAAAUGUAUCUGUUUCCAGUGAAUAGUUGUCAAAUGGCCAUAGUUGCUGCAUUUUGAAAUAGUCAUUUAAACUUGUUUUUGUUAGUUGGCUUCAUUAUGGAUAUGCUUGAGCUUUCUUAUCAUUCUGUUGUACUUGCACUGAGAAUAGCUACUAGCAAAAACUUUUGUUAGAUUUCCUUGUGAAUCAAGGUUUGAUGGAUGAGAUAUCUCUCCAUUCUACAAAGUACUUUAAUCCUAAACCUUAUAUUCUUCA
Molecule: messenger RNA, 830 nt
Organism: Lotus japonicus
Lineage: Eukaryota; Viridiplantae; Streptophyta; Magnoliopsida; Fabales; Fabaceae
Exons: 5
Coding region: 98-571 (157 amino acids)
Source: RefSeq, a predicted model, not a curated record